This is a messenger RNA of Peromyscus californicus insignis, 4635 nucleotides long. It is a transcript of the gene Tbxt, whose product is annotated as T-box transcription factor T. Gene Ontology annotation, molecular function: RNA polymerase II cis-regulatory region sequence-specific DNA binding; DNA-binding transcription factor activity, RNA polymerase II-specific. Gene Ontology annotation, cellular component: nucleus. The transcript has 8 exons. Gene Ontology annotation, biological process: regulation of transcription by RNA polymerase II; cell fate specification; heart morphogenesis. The coding region runs from base 2701 to 4008 and encodes 435 amino acids. Lineage: Eukaryota; Metazoa; Chordata; Mammalia; Rodentia; Cricetidae. The record is from RefSeq and is a predicted model, not a curated record.
AAGCUCAAUGUUAUGCAGUCGAAAGAACUGUGCUAUUUCGUUCUCUUUCACCACUUGGUGACAAAAUUAUUUCAUUGAAGGGGUCUCUGUGCACUAACCUAGGAUUUGGGGAUGCUAUGUCUGCUUGGUCAGCUUGGGGGAACAGGAAGUGGAGAAGGACUAGCUCGGCACACUAAAUCUGAACAGUGAUUAGGGCCCAUGUGUCUGUGUUCUGCAACAUGGAUGUACAUUAUUCCCAGCGUCACAAAAGAAACGCUCCACACACACCCCCACCUUUUCUUUCAAGAAAGAAGACUCUGGAGGUGAGGUCAGGAUCCAGGACGUCUCAACUCUUGGGGGCUUUGUUGUCUGAGAAGGGGUGAGAUCAGGGGAACUGCCCCUCUGGGAAUUGCCGUGGGCAUACAUUUAUGGUUCCCGGGUCUUUUCCUUUGUUUGCUCUUCGUGGGAAGGUUGCGGGUGCAGAGGCCCAGGCAUGACGCUUCUCUGCCUAUCCAGGGAAGGUUGAGGCUUCCCAAGGACUGGCAGAGAGUAGUUCUAAGCCACGCCUCUCUCCCAAGGAAGCUCAGGUUAUUAACUGGGAAUUCUUUAUAGCUGAGCUAGAGGAAGUUUUUGGCUGUAAACUGUCAUGCACUGCAGCCUUCCUUGAAAAGGCUGUGGACGAGGUUCUGGGGACAAAGACCAGAAAUCAACCACAGAAGAGGGUAAGGGGCAAAAUAGCUAAGCAUUGAAAGAGUUGCUUCUAGCCCAGAGUGUAGAUUUCACUGCUCACGGUAGAAAAAGUAACAUUUAUUUGCCUCCUCCCACUUGGAGAAUGGAUCCAGGGCCAUCUUCCACGAGCUUCGUGGAAGUUGGAGAAAAUCCACCCGUAAACAACCACAUUCCCAGGGCCGGUUUCGCCUUCACGCCCGAGGUUAGAGAUCUUCCGUCACUUUCGGACCCACCCUCCGUCUUCAAGUCCCUUCCACCCAGGCCCUUUAUUCCGAGUACCCGGACUCCUGCAAACCCAUAACACAAGCUGGCUGGUGGGCGUUACGGGAGGGUCGGGGUUGAGUGCAAAUGAGGGCCUUUUGGCGUCUCCGCAGAAGGAACGUCUCCCUCGGGUCAGCCCGAAAUUAAUUUCUUUACAUCCUAGACUACAAAAGAGCAAAUAAGCGGGAUAGCUUCUCGCAGCUCCCGUAGUCAGUUAGAAAAGGGCCGAGGAAAGUAGCCUGGGACGUAUUCCCAUCCCACUCCCGGAGCAUCUUCCUCGGCGGUUGGCUCUCGGAAAACCCUCUCUCCCAGGAGGAGGAGGCAGGUAGAACCCGGAGCCGGGGUCUGGCUUACUCCGCAACCCCGACCCCAAAGACUUCCCAAGGAGACUCAAGAGAGGCACAGAACUUUCAGAAGUGGGUGCCCCACCUGAUGCAGGGGCCUCUUCCAAGGAGCUUCCGGGUGGAGUGCGCGUGUGGAAGAUGGGGAAUCGGAGGCUAGGACCCAGGCCCUCGUUAAAGAGCUGGGAGCGAUCUCUGGCUUCCUUCCCGCUUCCUGGGCUCCCGUUUUAGAGGAAUGUUAUUGUUUAAAGAGACCCCAUUGAACUAUUUCCUGCUCUUUGUCACCUUCCCCUCGCUCUCCGGCAGAGGUUCUCACCGAGAGGUAAUAAACCAACUGCUGCCCACACCGCUUGGCGCGGAGGCGGGUAGGGAAACGCACCCAGCGUGCGUUCCAACAAUCCCCGGGGCAAAGAGACCAGGGAAUCCCGGGGCCACACUCGGUGCAGGAGCAGCCACCGUCACCAAAGUCCAGCUUUUAUGUGGGACGCGAGAACAUCUCCUACUAGGGUCGCUAUCUGGACAGAUCCGCACUGGGCUUCCCUCUCUGCGCAGGUGAAGAAGGUCUUGGGGAACCCGGACGCCGAGGUGGGAGUUAGUGGCAGUCCAUGGGGCGAGGGGACGUGUCCUGAAGCUGCUGCACCUCUGGGAGCUGAGGCUUCGGAGAGGUCAGGGAGACCCGAGAGACGCAGAUCCGCCGUAGUCCCGCGCAGGUGCGCGCAGCGUGGACACUCCGUGGGGCACAGCCGCAGGCGCUGCAGUGCGCUCGGAGAGCGCGGUGUGAGCGUGGGAGUGGAGAGCUUAGCAGUUGCUCUGGGAGCGGCGGGCUUGGGUGGCUUCGGCCCUGCUCCUUACCCUCCCCCCCCCCAGGGUCCGCCCCGCCGCUUUGAUGGAGGUGCAAACAUUUGGGGAGGGCGGGGGUGUCGGGACUGCGCCCGACGCUUUCCUUACAGGAAGCGCGCGCGGGAGCCCAUUGUUGGCCCCUGGCCUCCGGGCCCGCCCGGCGGGUCUGAUAUGGCCGCGCACCGCCAAUGGGCAGCGGCUAGGUACUUCAAAGGGUGUCCCGCCCAAUCCGCCGCGCCCCCUGCGAGGCCACUUCGGCUGUAUUUAUGGGGAGGGGACCCAUUUUCUCUCCCCCAGAGACUUACUCUUGUCGCGACUUGCGGGAGUUCAAGUGGAACCACGGCUCCCUAGCCCCUCUCCCCUCUCCCCGCCCCCUUCCCCCCACAUCCCAGUCCUGGCCCUCCUUUGGCGAACGUGCUGGGACCCAGGUGUGGUCUCUGGGCUCCGCGAGUGACCCCCUUUUUUCUUGGAACAGCCGUGGCGGGAGAAGUGAAGGUGGCUCUUGGGUAGGCAGUCAAGACUCUGGGGCGGUGGAGAGGGCGGCGGGAGGAUGAGCUCCCCGGGCACAGAGAGCGCAGGGAAGAGCCUGCAGUACCGAGUGGACCACCUGCUCAGCGCCGUGGAGAGCGAGCUGCAGGCGGGCAGCGAGAAGGGCGACCCCACGGAGCGCGAGCUGCGCGUGGGCCUGGAGGAGGGCGAGCUGUGGCUGCGCUUCAAGGAGCUGACGAACGAGAUGAUUGUGACCAAGAACGGCAGGAGGAUGUUCCCGGUGCUGAAGGUGAACGUGUCGGGUCUGGACCCCAAUGCCAUGUACUCCUUCUUGCUGGACUUCGUGGCGGCUGACAAUCACCGCUGGAAGUACGUGAAUGGGGAGUGGGUACCUGGGGGCAAGCCAGAGCCUCAGGCGCCCAGCUGCGUCUACAUCCACCCAGACUCGCCCAACUUCGGGGCCCACUGGAUGAAGGCGCCGGUGUCUUUCAGCAAAGUCAAACUCACCAACAAGCUCAACGGAGGAGGGCAGAUCAUGUUGAACUCCUUGCAUAAGUACGAGCCUCGGAUUCACAUUGUGAGAGUUGGGGGCCCACAGCGCAUGAUCACCAGCCACUGCUUUCCAGAGACCCAGUUCAUAGCUGUGACUGCCUACCAGAACGAGGAGAUCACAGCCCUUAAAAUUAAAUACAAUCCAUUUGCAAAAGCCUUCCUUGAUGCAAAAGAAAGAAACGACCACAAAGAUGUGACGGAGGAACCCGGGGACUGCCAGCAGCCGGGGUUUUCCCAAUCAGGGGGGUGGCUUGUUCCUGGCACCAGCACCCUCUGUCCACCUGCCAGCUCCCACCCUCAGUUUGGAGGCUCGCUCCCUCUCCCCUCCACACAUGGCUGUGAGAGGUACCCAGCUUUGAGGAAUCACCGCUCAUCACCUUACCCCAGCCCAUAUGCUCAUCGGAACAAUUCUCCAACCUAUGCCGACAACUCAUCUGCGUGCUUAUCCAUGCUGCAAUCCCACGACAACUGGUCUAGCCUGGGAGUGCCUGGCCACACCAGCAUGCUGCCCAUGAGUCAUAGCACCAGCCCACCUACUGGCUCUAGCCAGUACCCCAGCCUGUGGUCUGUGAGCAACGGCACCAUCACCCCAGGCUCCCAGACAGCUGGGGUGUCCAACGGGCUGGGAACCCAGCUCUUUCGAGGCUCCCCUGCACAUUAUGCACCCCUGACGCACACGGUCUCAGCCGCCACUUCCUCUGGCUCCCCAAUGUAUGAAGGGGCUGCUACAGUCACAGACAUUUCUGACAGCCAGUACGACACGGCCCAAAGCCUCCUCAUAGCCUCGUGGACACCCGUGUCACCUCCGUCCAUGUGAAUUGAACUCUUCUCCUCCAUGUGCUAAGACUUGUAACAACCAGUGUCAAUUGGAUCGUCUGCUAGGCACAGCAUGGCAGGUUCUUGGGACAAGGGAAAGAAAUAAAAGCUUGCUACUAACUCCAUUUUCAAGUAAGAGGAACAGUCCAUGUCCUGUUGAUCAUGUUUCACAGCCUCUUGCUUGACACCUAUGGUAGUGAUGUAUGUCCUACAUGUGAAGCCAGGUACAGAGAUGAGGCUAUGGUCCAGUUUCCUGUGAUUGGCAGUCAGAAUUCUUUGCCAGCAUCCUAUACCUUGUGUUUGUCUCUCCUGCAACAUGUAGGUGACUCUGAUAUACCGGAAUUUGCCCACUCCCCUGCCCUACUUUAGCGAGACACAAGGCACACUUCUAAUGCCCUUCCUUGUUGCUUUAGAGUAGUUAACUUUGAGGACAGAGACAGAUCAUAGCCAGUGGUUUGUAACCGAACUGGAAACUACUCCGUCCUCUGGAAGAUGUCUACUUUAAGCACAUGUAGCUUUUUGUGUUGUGAAGGCAACUGUGUAAUACUUUUCUGUUGACAAAGUAGCUAAAGACAAUCCGCAGAAAGUUUUUUUUUUUCUGCACAAUAAAGGUAAUAUGCAGCACAUG